CACAAGAUUUUCUAGCAGCACCAAGUAAAUAGUCCUGCAAGGAAAUACUGUUGCUCUGUUAGUGUUGGAAGUUGGAUCUUUCCUGCAGAGUUCACUGAUAUUCAUAAAUCUCUCUCACUAUCUCUGAAAAUGAACAACCUCCAAGAAGGGAAUAUUGUGAUUAUUGGCAGUGGUCUUAUAGGUCGCAGUUGGGCCAUGGUCUUUGCAAGCGGAGGCUUCAGGGUGAAACUUCAUGAUAUUGUGCAAGAGCAAGUCUCCACUGCCCUGGAAGAUAUCCGGAAGCAGAUGGAGGAACUGAUGAAGUCAGAAAUGCUUAGAGGAACCCUAAGUAUGGAGGAUCAAAUGGCACUAAUUAGUGGGUGCACUGACUUGAAAGAGGCUCUUCAUGGUGCCCAGUAUAUUCAGGAGUGUGUUCCUGAGAAUCUAGACCUAAAACUGAAGAUUUUUUCAGAAUUAGAUCUUUAUGUCAAUGACUCAACGAUAAUAAGUAGCUCAACAUCCUGCCUUUCACCUACAAGUAUGUUUACUGGACUACAGCAUGUCAAGAACUGCAUUGUUGCGCAUCCUGUGAACCCACCAUAUUAUGUUCCAUUGGUUGAACUUGUGCCCCAUCCACAAACUGAAAUUGCCACAGUUGAAAGAACAUACAAUCUUAUGAAAAAGGUUGGUCAGUCACCAGUGAAAUUAAUGAAGGAGAUGGAUGGGUUUGUGUUGAAUCGGCUUCAGUAUGCAGUGAUUAGUGAAGCAUGGAGACUUGUGCAGGAUGGAGUUAUAUCGCCUAGGGAUGUGGACCUUGUGAUGUCUGAAGGACUGGGGAUGAGAUAUGCUUUUCUUGGCCCUCUAGAGACUGCUCACCUUAAUGCAGAAGGGUUCAAAAGCUACUGUGAGAGGUAUGGAGAAAGCAUCAAGCGUGUACUGGCAACAUUUGGGCCCGUGCCAGAAUUCGAUGGAGAAAUUGCAGAAAAAAUUGAUCAGGCGUUGUGGGAACAUGAACGUGAUAAAGAUGAUCAGCUCAAGGCUGGCAGAGAAUAUAGGAACACCUGUCUGAGUCACCUAGCCAAGCUGAAGAAGGAAAUGAAGAAGAAUUAAUUGUAUAAUGGAAUCUAGAGAUGAUUCAAAUGGUCACUGGGUGCAUCUGCAAUUAGCGUCUAAUACGAUUGCUACCAAUGGUCGCAACACUGAUUCAGUAUGUAGGCAUGUUGGACAAGAAAAAUAAACACUUUUCCUUGUUUGUUA
Molecule: messenger RNA, 1236 nt
Organism: Xenopus laevis (African clawed frog)
Lineage: Eukaryota; Metazoa; Chordata; Amphibia; Anura; Pipidae
Gene: cryl1.S
Product: crystallin lambda 1 S homeolog
Exons: 8
Coding region: 130-1089 (319 amino acids)
Biological process (GO): fatty acid metabolic process
Cellular component (GO): cytoplasm
Molecular function (GO): oxidoreductase activity; oxidoreductase activity, acting on the CH-OH group of donors, NAD or NADP as acceptor; NAD+ binding
Source: RefSeq, a predicted model, not a curated record